AUGCCAGGUGCUUUUGAUGAAAUUAUAGACGAUAUAGAGGAUUUAAUAUCCUCACAAGAGAUAACACCUAAAGAGAGGUAUGCUUCAAGAAAAAAUGUGAGCGUUCGGUCAAAAAAACGUGUCAGUAAACAAGAUUCAGAGCCCACUGAAAAGGUUAUUUUGGAGAGUGUUGUACCAGGUACUCAAACAAUUUAUGUAAAGACAUGGGGUUGCGCUCACAACAACUCCGAUUCGGAGUAUAUGGCAGGUCUGUUAGCUGCCAAUGGUUACAAACUCACUGAAGAUAAGUUUGAUGCUCAGUUAUGGUUACUCAACUCGUGCACAGUAAAAAGUCCUGCCGAAGAUCAUUUUAAGAAUGAGAUAGAGCUCGGUCAAAGUCGUGGUAUACAUGUGGUAGUGGCAGGAUGUGUACCGCAGGGAGCUCCUCGCUCAAAUUACUUGACUGGCCUAAGUGUGGUUGGAGUACAACAGAUAGAUAGAAUAGUAGAGAUUGUAGAAGAGACACUGAAAGGUCAUACAGUACGUCUUUUCGGUCAAAAAAAGACCGGUGAAGGUCGGAAGGCGGGUGGUGCAUCACUCCUUCUCCCUAAAGUGCGUAAGAACCCGCUUAUUGAAAUAAUUCCCAUCAACACAGGGUGUUUGAAUCAGUGCACAUACUGUAAAACCAAACAUGCUAGGGGGGAGUUAGGCAGCUACCCCCCUGAAGAAAUUGUGGAGAGAGCGAGACAGUCUUUUACUGAAGGUGUUGUGGAGAUAUGGCUCACAAGUGAAGACACCGGCACAUACGGUCGAGAUAUUGGCAGCUCCUUACCAGAACUACUUUGGAAGCUAGUAGACGUUAUACCUGAAGGUUGCAGACUUAGGUUAGGCAUGACCAAUCCGCCUUAUAUUCUAGAACAUCUGUCUGAAGUAGCCAAGAUUAUGCAUCAUCCGAGAGUUUACAAGUUUCUCCACGUGCCAGUACAGUCAGGGAGUGACCAGGUGCUCUCUGAUAUGAAGAGGGAGUACACCAGAGCUGACUUUGAACGUGUAGUCGACUUUCUCAGACAAAAGGUCCCCGGCAUCACAAUAGCAACAGAUAUAAUAUGUGGGUUCCCCGGCGAGUCUGAUGCGGACUUCGAAGACACCAUGAGACUGUGCGACAAGUAUCGUUUCCCUUCGCUAUUCAUCAACCAGUUCUUCGCCCGACCUGGUACUCCUGCAGCUAAGAUGACCAAGGUACCCGCAAAAGAAGUAAAAAAACGCACAAAAAUGUUAUCCGAAUUAUUCCGCUCAUACGAACCGUAUGGCCACAAAGUCGGCGAGGUGCAUAACGUCCUUGUCACAGACAUAUCGCACGACAAGAAUUAUUUCGUGGCCCACAAUGAGUUUUACGAACAAGUUCUGGUUCCUAAAGUGGAAAAGUACAUGGGGAAGAUGUUAACGGUGAAGAUCACGAGCGCUUCUAAAUUCUCUAUGAUGGGGGAGCCCAUAGACAAGCCGAAGAUGAUGGGUCUGACUGCACCGUUGAAGAAGGGGGAGGUGUCUGGUGUUCAAAGCUUGCAAACUGGAAAGAAACUGCCUUUACCUAUAGUGGUUUUGUUCGCUGCGGUUGUUUUCAGAUUGAUUUGGAUAUUUUUAUUAUAA
Arctia plantaginis is the source of this 1626-nucleotide messenger RNA. The record is from the annotation of a GenBank genome assembly. Lineage: Eukaryota; Metazoa; Arthropoda; Insecta; Lepidoptera; Erebidae.